Danio aesculapii is the source of this 8131-nucleotide messenger RNA. It is a transcript of the gene dspa, whose product is annotated as desmoplakin a. Gene Ontology annotation, cellular component: intercalated disc; cytoplasm; intermediate filament. Gene Ontology annotation, biological process: wound healing; skin development; cell-cell adhesion. The transcript has 24 exons. The record is from RefSeq and is a predicted model, not a curated record. The coding region runs from base 120 to 7577 and encodes 2485 amino acids. Gene Ontology annotation, molecular function: structural molecule activity. Lineage: Eukaryota; Metazoa; Chordata; Actinopteri; Cypriniformes; Danionidae.
CGCAGCGGCCAGUAUCCGCGCAGACACCGACCGGAGAGCACCGCGAACACCACUUUUACAACUUUCCGAAGCUGAAACUACUUUAUAACCUAUAACAGGCUCUGCGGUCCCGUCCAGAGAUGAGUUUGUCCGGUUCUCAGACCAGGCUCCACCAGAUCGGCCGCCGGUCCAACUCCCGGCCAGACCUCACCGCCGUCGGCUACAGUUUACCGAGGAACGACGGAGCUCAGUUUUUCACGAGUGGAAACGGAUACCAGUCCGACUAUAAUGACGGCUACACGCAGUCCUUCACGCAGACUUUCUCCAGAAACUCUCAGGGUGGAGGAGCUGGAGGAGCCCAGAGCAUGUCAUCCAUGACGGUUCAGAAGCGAGCUCAGAUUCUGUACAAUGACUGCAUGGGAUUCCUGCAGCGAGCACAGGGCCUCCUGGAGACUAUGGGACCUGCUACUGAGGUAGACAAGAACAUGGUGGCAGCACAGGAGGCCAUGGAUCAGCUGCGGAAAUGUGCGGUGGACUUGAGGAACGCCGGUCUGCCCAAUGAUAUGAUCCUCCGCAGUUUGGAGGACUGUCAUGGCUUUUUUGCAGACAUUCGCAACUCCAUCACGGGCACCACCAUCAGGAGGACCGGCGGCAUCGUCAGUGGCACCGUCAGCGGCACCGUUAGCGGCUGGGAUGAUCCCAGCAAGAGCUUCCAGGACGCAAUGUCAUGGAUCAACCAGAAGAAGAGACUCAUUGAAACGUCAGCCUUCGGUGAUGAUUCAGAAGCCAUUAACCAACAAAUCCUGAAUCACAACAAGUUCCACAGCUCAAUCCAGAGAAGCCAGGAGGUGGACAGAGCUCGCGACGAUCUGAUGCAGAGCAGGGAAAAGGCUGGACUACACGCUCUGGACCAAGAAUGGGACAGUUUACAGAAAAUGUCCCAUGCACGUAUCGAUCAUCUGCGAGACCUGCAGAGCAUCAUCGAGGAGAUUUCCAGAGCCAUCAUGUGGGUGAAUGACAGAGAGGAGGAGGAACUGGUGUUUGACUGGGGCGAUAAAAACAUUGACAACUACAUCCCUCAAAAACAGGAGAGCUACUCGAAACUGAUGAGUGAUCUGGAGGAGAAGGAGAAAGAGCUGAAUAAGCUGAAGGCAAAGGUGGACACGCUGCUGAAGAACCAGCACCCGGCAUCUGAUAAGAUAGAGGCUUAUAUGGACACACUGCAAACCCAGUGGAGCUGGUUACUGCAGAUCACCAAGUGCAUCCAUGUUCACCUGAAGGAGAACGCAGCCUACAGCCAGUUCUUCAAGGAGGCGAAUGAGACGUACGGCAGACUGCAGAAAGACCACGAAAACAUCCGUAAGAAGUUCGGCUGCGACAAAACCACACCUCUGGAGAACCUCAGCGACAUGCUGAAAAACCUGGAGAAAGAGAAGGAGAGGGUCAUUGAGAAUAAGCGUCAGGUUCAGACGCUGGUCAGCAAGUCCAAGAACAUCGUGUGUCUGAAACCUCGCAAUCCAGAGGAGAAGAGCAGCAGUCCGGUCAUAGUGCAAGCUCUGUGUGACUUCAAACAGGAUCAGAAAGGCAUUAUGAAGGGGAAUGAAGGUAUCCUGAAAGACAACUCUCAGCGCAGUAAGUGGCACGUGACUGGACCGGGAGGACUGGACAUGCUCAUCCCGUCUGUGUGUCUGAUCAUCCCACCACCAAACCCUCUGAGCAUCAGCCUGGCAAACAAGAACGAGCAGUAUUAUGAAGCCAUCAUGUCCAUCUGGAGUCAGCUGUACAUCAACAUCAAGAGUCUGAUAUCCUGGCAGUACUGUCUGAGAGACAUCCAGCACAUCAACUCCCUCACUCUCUCUAUGCUGACACAAAUGCGUCCUGAGGAGUAUCGCCAAACCAUUAAGAACCUGGAGAUCCACUACCAGGAGUUUCUGCGCAACAGUAUUGGCUCUGAGAUGUUUGGUGAUGAAGACAAGAGAAAGAUGGAGCUUCAGUACUCCGGAGCUCAGUCCCACUACGACCGGCUGGUGAUCCAACUGCCCAACUACAGGGAGAAUGGAGUGAUCAGAGAAGUUGUGAUGGUGGAGACAGAUUCUAAGCUGAAAUCUGAGGUGUCGAGUGGGAAGACUGCGACUGCGGUGUCGAGUGGGAAGACUGCGACUUCGGUGUCGGUUUCGGGUCUCAAUGUGAGUCUGCUGUCGGACCUCAGCGCUCUGAGACGCAGACUAGAGACCGCAGAAGCCGGACUCACCAAACAUCUGCACGUUCCGCUGAAGGAGAACAGCGUUCAGGAGUGUUCACAGAGAAUCGUGCUGCUACAGGGUGUUCAUCGUGAUCUGGACUCCAUCCGGGACGAGUAUCUGCAUCUGAGGGAGAAGAUUAUGAGAGAGCUGGAGGGCAGCAAUAACCCAGAGCAAAGCCGAUACCUGCGCGCAGAACUGGACCUGAUCAAUCAGAAACUGGGCAGCCUGCAGGGCUUCUCCAGCGCAUACAUCCAGAGACUUGGUGCUCUACAAGCUUUGCUCCAGCACUUCCUGCAGGCAGAGGACAUCAUUAAAGUUCACGAGGCUCGUCUGACUGAAAAAGAAACCUCUUCUCUUGACCUGAAUGAAGUGGAAAAGUACUGCAUGACUCUCAAGACUAUGAAAGCAGAGCUGGAGCAGAAGAAGGGUGUUUUGAAGGGGAUGGAGACGGAGCUGUCCAAAGCUGUGCACUGGAACAGUCAGAUUGACCAGUCUUUCCAUCAGUGUGAUGUUGACCUGUCCAGAUACACUGAGCUGGUCGGACAGAUGACUGACCGCUGGCGCAGAAUUGUGACUCAGAUUGAUAGCAGGACGUGGGACCUGGAGAAACAAGAGAAACAGCUGAAUCACUACAAGCAGACCAGCUCCAACAUAAACAGAUGGAUUCAGGACACACGUCAGCGCCAGGAUACCCUCCAGAUUACCAAAUUCAACAGUGUGGACAAUUUAAUGGACCACCUCAACCAGCAAAAAGCGCUGUAUUCUGAGAUAAAGGGAAAGAAAGAAAAGGUGGAUGCUGUGGUCAAAGACUCAGAUACAUGUGCUGCCUCCAUAAAGGAUUAUGAGCUCCAGUUGGCGUCUUAUAGUGCAGGUCUGGAGACUCUGCUGAACAUUCCCAUCAAAAGGACUAUGCUGCAGUCUCCAGCCACUGUCCUCAGGGAGGAGGCAACAGAUUUGCAGUCUCGCUACAUAGAGCUCUUGACACGAUCAAGUGACUACUACAAAUUCCUUGGGGAAAUGCUGAAAAACAUGGAGGAGUUAAAGAUGCGGAACACUAAAAUUGAGCUUUUGGAGGAGGAACUGAGACGCCUCAAGGACAACCUCAAAGAUCAAAACCAGAAGAACAAAUCACUGGAGGACAGUUUGACUCGCUUUCGCCUGGAGCUGACCCAGUCCAAAGAGCAGCUCAUAUCUAUGGAGGAGGUGAAAAGAACCCAGGCCAGGCAAUGCAACACUGCUCAGGAAAGCCUGGAUAGUACCCAAAACCAGCUGAAGAGUUUACAAGAUGAGAUGUCCCGCCUUACAUUCCUACUCGAGGAGGAAAAGCGCAAGCGGAGGCUGGCAGAGGAGCGCUAUACUAACCAGCAGGAGGAGUAUGAGCUGGCCAUGCGCAAGAGACAGAAAGAACUGGAGGAGAUCACUUUGUCCAAAAGUCAAUUUGAAAGAGCCAUCAAAGAGAAAGAGCGGGAGAUUGAACGGCUGAAAUUACAGCUGCAGGACGAGGCCUCCCGACGCUCGGCAGCAGAACUGGAGACCUCAAAGGUAAGAACCCAGUUGAACCAGGACAUAAAUAGCCUAAAGCAAACAUAUGAGUCUGAGAUCCACGUCACCAAGACCACUGUGCUCAAGUCGGCACAGCAGAAGGAUGAGGAAUCGGCAUCUCUGAGACUUCAGGUGGACAGGUUAACCUCUGAGAAGAGAGAUCUGGAAGAGGAACUAAGGAAACUUCAGCUUUCUUUCUCCCAGACGGAAGCAGCACGACGGAAAGCAGAAGAAGACGCACAUCAGAAGAGGUCUAUGGCUGCAGAUGAAAGCAGAUCCAAGAAGGAACUGGAGUCACAGAUUCAGAUCAUAAUUCGUCAAAGGGAAGAGAUUGAAACGAGACACAAGAUGGACCUGGCUGAUGCUAACAGAGUUGCUCAAGAGAAGACCCGUGAGGUUACAUUGCUGACACAAAAUUUGCAAGACGAGUCCAGGCGGAGGAAAGCAAUGGAGGUUGAGAAUCAAAGCCUCAGACAGUCUCAGGCUGAAAUACUCGCCAAGCAGACUUCAACCACAGAGGUCAUCAACAAAUUAAAGGUCUCUGAGCAAGAGGUGCUCAUUAUAAAGAGGGAAAUGGAUGUACAAAAAAGUGAUAAGAUGAAGUUGGAGCAGAACUCCACCAGAUUGCAGAGUCGCAUAAAUGAACUGCAGUCCAAGGUGAAUGAGUUGCAGGUUGAACUGGAGAAAGAGAGAAGGAAUAAUCAGGAUGAGCUCACGAGGAGAAAACGAAUGGAAACAGAGUUGGAUAGGGUGAAUCAGACGUGCCGUGAAUACACCACUACCAUCAGCACUCUGCGGGUCCAACAAGAGAAAGAAAGUUCUUCUGGACGGAGGUACGAGCAGGAGCUUCGCAGUUCAAAAGAUGAGUUGGAGAGAAGCCUGAAAGAAUAUAAAAUCACAGUAGAGAAUCUGACCAAAGUCAAUGCAGAACUGAAGGCUUUGCAACAGCAGCUUCUACGAGAGCAGGGCCUGGUCCGAGAGGCUAAUCAGCGAAACGACUCCCUCUACAAGACUAUUGAGGAGAAGAGUCGAUUACUAAAUGAGAGCACUAGCGAGGUUGAGAAGUUGCAGACCCUCACCCAGAAUCUUACCAAAGAGCGCCUGCGGCUUGAGGAGGAACUAAGGAAUGUGCGGCUGGAGCGGGAUGAUGCUAAAAGAAGCCUGGGCACCAUUGAGAGUGAAAGUGCGUCACGGUUAUCUGCCAUUCAGUUUCAGUUACAAACCAGCAAUAACAGAGCACUGGAACUGCAGGAACUAAUCAAUGAACUGACAAAAGAGAGGGAAAGUUUAAGGGUGGAAAUCGCCCAAAUCCAAAAGCAGUUCUCAGAGACAUCCAUGAUGAUCCAGCGAUCUGAUUCAAAUUACAAAGACAUUGUGCAAGAGAGAGAUAGUCUCUUAAUCAAACUGAAGCUGCUGCAACAGGACAAAGAUAAGCAGAAGCAAUAUGAAGAGGAGCUCAGGCGCAUCAAACUUACGUUGGAAUCAGAGACGAAACAGAAGCAACGUCUCCAGGAUGAAAUCGAUAAAAUCACAAAGGAUUUCAAGUAUUGGAAAAGCCAGUACGAGUUAAAAGAGGGGCAGAUCAGACAGAGUGAGAUGGAUAGGGAUAGAGUAGAGAGAGACAGAGCCUCCUUGCAAAGUGAGAUUCAAAGAUUGACCGCUGAGCUGAGAAGUGUUGAGGAACGCUACAGAGGUCGUCUUCAGAGCUCAGACAAGGAAAUCUCGGAGCUAAUGCGUAGGAAGGAGUCUUUGGAAAUUGAGCUGAGGAGAUUGCAACAGCGUCCAGUUGCAACAUGCAAGCAAACCCAGACGGAGGAGAUUUCUAAGCCUGUCGUUGAGCAGAAAUUGACCGUGCAAGGUCUCCGUGGUGAGGUCUCGCUUACAGAGCUUGUCGAGUCCGACUUGCUUGAUCAAACUGAUUUGGACAAAGUAAACCGAGGACAACUAACCAGCAAAGAUAUCGAGUACAAACUCAAAUCAUAUCUUGGUGGCUCUGAUUGUAUUGCCGGUAUCUAUGAUGAGGCCAAGGAUAGAGUCAUGCCUUUUUACCAGGCCAUGAAAGAUGGUCUACUCCGACGGGGAACCACACUGGAGCUCCUGGAGGCCCAGGCUGCCUCUGGUUUCAUAAUUGACCCAGUUAAGAAUGUCUGUAUGACAGUUGAAGAAGCAUGGAAGAGAGGUCUUGUGGGAAAGGAGUUCAAAGACAAACUCCUGUCUGCUGAGAAGGCUGUGACGGGAUACAAAGAUCCCGCAACAGGAAAGAUCAUCUCACUCUUCCAAGCUAUUGAGAAAGAGAUCAUUGAGAAAGGCCAUGGAAUCAGACUGCUGGAAGCUCAGAUAGCCAGCGGUGGGAUUAUUGAUCCUAAAGGUAGCCAUCGAAUUGAUGUGGAAGUGGCUUACAGGAAGGGUUACUUUGACCGUGAGAUGAAUGAGAUUUUGUCCUAUGAGGGGGAUGACACCAAAGGUUUCUUUGAUCCCAACACCCAUGAAAACCUCACAUAUCUAGAGUUGAAAAAGAGGUGCAUCAAAGAUCCCAAGACUGGGCUCAUGCUUUUGCCUUUAAAUGACAAGCAGAAACCAAAGCAGACAACAACCCAGAAAAACACACUACGCAAAAGAAGAGUAGUGAUCGUAGACCCUGACACUGGUAAAGAGAUGACUGUACGAGAAGCGUACCAUCGAGAGUUAAUCGACUAUGACACCUUUCUGGAACUCUCCGAACAAGAGUGCGAAUGGGAGGAGAUCACGAUUGAAACAUCUGAUGGAAACAAGCGUUUACUUAUUGUCGAUCGCAAAACUGGAAUCCAGUAUGACAUUCAGGAGUCCCUACAGAGGGGGAUUAUCAAUAAGCAAACUUUGGAAAAGUACCGUGCAGGGACUAUGACGCUCACUGAGUUUGCAGCUCUGAUCACUAGUAAAAGCAACAGUUCUGAGCUUGCCAUCUUCUCCAGCAGUCCUGAGGAUGUAGCCACCUGCAGUAGUCCCACACAGCCAUCAUCCCCAACCGUCCGCAAACGAUUUGCAAGCGUUUCCAUAACACUUUCCCCUCCAUCUGAUAUUUUUGACGACCAGAGCCCUGUGGGAGCAAUAUUUGAUACGGAGACCCUUGAGAAGAUAACCAUCCCUGAGGCUCAGCGACGUGGAAUAGUGGACAACAUCACCGCUCAGCGACUCCUUGAAGCGCAGGUUUGCUCUGGAGGAAUUAUCAAUCCCGCUACCGGCCAGAGACUAUCUCUGAAAGACGCCGUACAGCAAAGCCUUAUCGAUGAAGACAUGAGCGUCAAGCUAAAACCAGCGCAGAAGGCUUAUGACGGUUUUGAGGAUGUGAAGACCAAGAGGAAACUUUCCGCUGCCGAAGCCAUGAAGGAAAAAUGGUUGCCUUACGAAGCCGGCCAGAGGUUUCUAGAGUUCCAGUAUCUCACAGGUGGACUCAUAGAGCCAGGAACUGGACGCCGAGUAAGCAUUGAGGAGUCCAUCCGGAAAGGGUGGCUUGAUGGCAAAGGGGCACAAAAGCUGCAAGAUACCAGGAACUACAUUAAGAACCUUACCUGUCCCAAAACCAAGCUUAAAAUCUCAUACAAAGAGGCGAUGGAUAACUGCAUGGUGGAGGAGAACAAUGGCAUGAAGAUGCUCCAGGCGACCUCUAUGUCUACCAAAGGCAUAAGCAGCCCCUAUAAUGUGUCCUCAGGACCAAGCUCUCGUUCUGGAUCCAGAGCCGGGUCCCGAACAGGCUCAAGAAGUGGAUCGCGCAGAGGCAGUGUCGACUACAGCUCUUCAUCUGUUUCUUACACCUUCUUCUCUUCUGCUUCUUAACGCCGUUAUAAUUCCUAUGCUUAAUAUGUACAAUUUUAUAUCUUACAAUGAUUUUCUAUUGAAUUCCAGUAUGGGUUUGGGAUACAGAAUGUAGACUGACUUGUUUGACUUGAUUUUACGGUUAUUAACACUGAUAUAUUUCCUUGGGUGUUUUUUAGAUUAUAAUUGCAACAGAUUUAAGUGCUUUUGAUUAUUUUCACAGGGGGAAUUUUAGAUUUAUCAUGACAUUUAACAGUGUUUUUGUCAUUCCUUAUUUGGUUCGUUUGCUAUAAGAAGUUGUACUGAAAUAUUUUACCUUGCCUGUUUUAUUUACAUUUUACAUAUAUUCAUUUAGAAGACACUUCUAUCCUAAUUGACUUCCAAAUACGAAAGAUAAGCAGCGUUUUCAUAUUGUUUAGAAAGUUCGAAUCAUCUGCUGACUUAGCAUCAACAUGUAUUUACAUAUUUCAAAGUAGAAAUCUGAUAUAUUUUGAGAUGUGCCUCUAAUGAAUGAAUAUUUGAUCAGAUUGUGUUUAUAUGGAGAAAUUUAAACAAUAAAUUCUAUCAAACUAUUA